Messenger RNA from Pipistrellus kuhlii (Kuhl's pipistrelle), 3832 nucleotides. It is a transcript of the gene UBA7, whose product is annotated as ubiquitin like modifier activating enzyme 7. Lineage: Eukaryota; Metazoa; Chordata; Mammalia; Chiroptera; Vespertilionidae. Gene Ontology annotation, cellular component: nucleus; cytoplasm. Gene Ontology annotation, molecular function: ISG15 activating enzyme activity. The record is from RefSeq and is a predicted model, not a curated record. Gene Ontology annotation, biological process: DNA damage response; ISG15-protein conjugation.
AGAGGCCAGGCUCCACCCAGGGCUGGGACUGGGCUCCUGGGCUGCGCUGGCUCGGACCCCCGGCUCUCAGUCUCUGUCUGGGGCACAGCCAGCAGGCCGGCCAGUCCCCAGGACAGGAAUUCCCAUCAGCGUUCUGCGGGCAGGAGCCCGUUUGGGCAGGGGACCCGGGAGAGCACUGCGUCCGGCCCCACGGGUCCGCCCACGGCUGUGCUUCCUGCUCUGGGGCCAGUGUCCCGCCCACCCUGCCCGUUGCCCAGGGCUGUGCCCAGGGCCGCAAGGCUUAUCUCUGCACCAGGAACCAGCUCCGCCUACAGUUCCACUUUCAUUUUCGCUUUCCCGGUGAGGACAGAGGGGCCGGGAAGCGGUGCCCAGCAGGUUCUGGCGCUGCCCAGCCUCAGCGCCUGCUGCACGGAGUCUAUAAUUACUUCAAAAGUAGCGGGCCCCGCUGGGCACAGGCCUCUCCUGGCAGCUGUGGCCGGGGCGGCUGCUGUCGGCUGACCUCAGGAUGGGUGUCCCCGACACCUCCAAGCCCCUGGAUGAGGAGCGAUACUCCCGGCAGCUUCACGUUCUGGGCUUGGGGGCCAUGCAGAGCCUCCAGGAGUGGCCGGGCCCUGCUGUCCGCUCCUGCAGGUCCUGGUGCGCCGAGGUGGCCCAGAACCUGGUCCUGUUGGGCGUGGCCGCCCUCACACCUGCCGACCCGCAGCCCACCUGCUGGGCGGACCUGGCGGCCCAGUAUCUUCAUCUCGACGCAGGACUUGGGACAGGGGAAGGGCGGAGGACAUCGUCGGAUCGAGUGGCCAAGCUCAACGGGGCGGUCCAAGUCUGCGCGCACACGGGCGGCCUCACCGAGCAGCUGGUGCGGGACUUCCAGGUGGUGGUGCUGAGGCCCUCGGAACUGGAGGAGCAGCUGGCGGGUGGGCAGCUGGUGACAACAAGCACCGGGUCCCGCUUCCUGGUGGCCGACACCCGGGGCCUGGUGGGGUGAAUUGUCUCCUACUGCGACUUCGGUGAGGACUUCACGGUUCUGGACCGAACGAGGAGCCCACUGACCGCUGCGCAGGCCCCGGCCUCUGAGCCGCCCGCCCCCCAGGGCUCCCCGGGCGUCCUCACGCUGAGGACCGCAGCCGAGGCCGGCUACUUCCGCGAGGUGGACGCCGUCACCUUCUCCGGGAUCGAGGGCAUGAGCGAGCUCAACGGCUGUGCUCCCCAGCCCGUCCGCCUGCGGGAGGACGGGACCCUGGAGAUCGGGGACACUGCGGCCUUCUCCGCGUACGUCCGCGGCGGUGCUGUCACCGGGGUCCCGAGGCCCGCGACCGUGAGCCACGCGCCCCUGGACGCAGCCCUGCUGCAGCCCCGAGUGGUGGCCCAGGGUCCGCAGGAGGCUCGCCGCGCCCGCUGCCUGCACCAGGCCUUCCGCGCGCUGCACGGCUUCCAGCAGCUCCGAGCCCGCCGGCCCCGGCCCUGGGACCCGGCGGACGCGGAGGAGGUGGUGCGCCUGGCCCGGGCGCUGGAGCCCCUGCGGGGUGCGGAGGGCGCCGGGGAGCCGCUGGACGAGCCGCUGGACGAGGCGCUGGUGCGGACGGUCGCCCUGAGCAGUGCAGGGGUCCUGAGCCCCAUGGCAGCCGUGCUGGGCGCCGUGGCCGCCCAGGAGGUGCUGAAGGCGCUCUCCGGGAAGUUCCUGCCCCUGGACCAGUGGCUGUACUUCGAGGCCCUCGACUGCCUCCCGGAAGAGGGGGCGCUGCUUCCCGACCCCGAGGCCUGCGCCCCGAGAGGCGGCCGCUACGACGGGCAGAUCGCCGUGCUCGGCGGCUUCCAGGAGCAGCUGAGCCGCCAGCGCUACCUCCUGGUGGGCGCCGGUGCCAUCGGCUGCGAGCUGCUCAAGGGCUUCGCCCUCGUGGGCCUGGGGGCCGGGGGCAGCGGCGGCGUCACCGUGGCCGACAUGGACCACGUGCAGCUCAACCUCAGCCGGCAGCUCCUCUUCGGGGCCCAGGACGUGGAGGCCCAGGCAGAGGCCGCAGCCGAGAGGACGCCAGCCGCCCUGAACCCAGACCUGCAGGUGACCCCGCUCCCCCGGCCAGUGGACCCCACGACGGAGCCCUCCUGUGGAGACCGCUUCUUCUCCGGGCCUAGCCGGCGUGGCGGCCCGACCUGGACAGCUUCCUCCCCUCCCCCCCGCCGCUACGUGGCUGCCCGCUGCGCCCACUACCUGAAGCCGCUGCUGGAGGCGGGCACGCAGGGUGCCCGGGGCAGUGCCUCGGUGUUUGUGCCCCACGUGACCGAAGGCUACCCGCCCGCGGCCUCCGAGGGCCCCGGGGACGCCCCCCACCCGGUCUGCACCCUGAGGCACUUCCCCAGCACAACGGGGCACACCCUGCAGUGGGCCCGGGACGAGUUCGAGGGCCUCUUCUGCCGGGCCGCCCAGACCAUCAACGGCCGCCAGCGGGCCCCGGCCUCGCCGGCAGGCCCCGGCCCCACGGGGACAGGGGAGCCGGCCCUGGCGAGGACGGUGGGCGUCCUGGACCGGCGGCCGCAGAGCUGGCGGGACUGCGUGGCCUGGGCCCGCGGCCACUGGCAGCUGAGCUUCGGGCACGGCGUGGCGCGGCUGCUCGGGCGCCACCCCCCGGGCGAGGUGCUCCCGGACGGAACGCGCUUCUGGUCGGGACCCAGACUCUGUCCUCGGCCCCUGGAGUUUGAUGCCAGCCAAGACACCCACCUCCUGUACGUGCUGGCGGCCGCCAACCUGUGCGCGCGGAUGCACGGGCUGCCCGGCUCCCGGGACCUGCCCAAGCUCCGGGACCUGCUGGAGCUGCUACCGCCGCCCGACCCCCGGCGCCUGGACGCCGUCCUGUCCGGCAGCCUGGCUUCCCCCGAGCUGGGCCCUGGGCAGGACUGGCUGCGCGAAGCCCUGCAGGACUGGAGCCGAGGCCCCCCGCUGGAGCCGCUGCGGUUUGAGAAGGACGACGACAGCAACUUCCACGUGGACUUCGUGACGGCGGCGGCCAGCCUGCGGGCCCAGAACUACGGGAUCCCGGCCGCCACCCGCUCCCAGAGCAAGCGGAUCGUGGGCCAGAUCAUCCCGGCCAUCGCCACCACCACCGCGGCCGUGGCCGGCCUGCUGGGCCUGGAGCUCUUCAAGCUGGUGGGCGGCCCCCGGCCCCGCAGCGCCUUCCGCCACAGCUACCUGCUCCUGGCCUGGAACUGCUACAGCCGCUCCGUGCCCCGCGCCCCCGCCGUCCACACGUUCCACCGCCUGACCUGGACCUGCUGGGACCGCCUGACGGUGCCCGCUGGGCAGCCCGAGAGGACCCUGCAGUCGCUCCUGGCCCAUCUCCAGGAGCAGCACGGGUUGCGGGUGACCAUGCUGCUGCUGGGCAGGGCCCUGCUCUACUCGGUGGGGUGGCCGCCUGAGAAGCAGGCCCAGCGCCUGGGCCUCAGGGUGACGGAGCUGGCCCAGCAGGUGACCAGACGGCAGGUGCCCCAGCCCGGGCAGCGGGUGCUGGCCCUGGAGCUCAGCUGUGAGGGCGAGGAGGACGACACGGUGUUCCCGCCCCUGCACUACGAGCUGGCGCCGGGCAGCAGCUGCCCCACGCCCCCGGGCUCUGCGGGCCCACAGUAGACGCUCAGUAACAGCCCGGGCCCACAGGGGGCGCUCAGUAACAGCCUGGGCCCACAGGGGGCGCUCAGUAACAGACCCCGGGCCCACAGGGGGCGCUCAGUAACAGACCCCGGGCCCACAGGGGGCGCUCAGUAACAGCCCGGGCCCACAGGGGGCGCUCAGUAACAGCCCGGGCCCACAGGGGGCGCUCAAUAAACGCUGCUGCAUUACGUCGCA